Aphidius gifuensis is the source of this 3580-nucleotide messenger RNA. RefSeq names its product diphthine methyltransferase. NCBI's taxonomy places the organism in Eukaryota, Metazoa, Arthropoda, Insecta, Hymenoptera, Braconidae. The record is from RefSeq and is a predicted model, not a curated record. Gene Ontology annotation, molecular function: protein binding. The transcript is spliced from 13 exons. The coding region runs from base 1970 to 3301 and encodes 443 amino acids.
AUUGUACCAGCACAAUCUUCAGCAGUUGCUAAUUUACGAGCACCAAUUGUGGUAAUACCAGAUGUUGGUGGAUCUGGUUGAGCUGGUUUUGAUAAACUAGACUCACACAACAGACACAAUACCAUCAACAAUACUACACCCACCAUUCUGAAAAAAAAAACAUCAAUAAAAUAAAAUAUGACCAUCUUAUUUUUCAUCAUGGAGAAAGCAGAUAUUUUUUUUUUCUCUCAACAUUGUGUAACAUGAGCUGGAGAAAUGAACGAAAAAAGUCCAUGUAGAGGGUUUGAGAAAAAUGACUUAAAUGGAAUAAGGAAAUAUUGUCCUUUCACUUUGUUUACUGAUCAUCAUCUUAUCUGGUUGAAGAUAAUUAAGUCAAGUAGUUAAACUUAUGGCGAGAGAGGCGUUUGCAAUGAACAAGAACGAGCCAAUGGAUAUGGAUCGAUGAUUUCGAUUGACUACUUUCACUUGUACAUGACAGUAUGACGCGCUUUCGCGCUACUUGAAUGAAAAAAAAAAUAAUAUAAUAAAUUCAGUUCACAAUACCCACGUAUUAUAAACGAAAAAAAUUUAGUAAAAUGAAUUUUUUUUUUUUCUGAAUUUUGGAUGACGGAAUAAACCAGGACGAGCACAUUCAGCACGACCACCUGGUGUUAAUUCAAGUACACCAAUAUCAUCUGAAUAAACAUAAUCUUCUGAUGAUGAUGAUUUUUGUGUUUUUCUUGACAUUUUUUGACCAAGACUUUUACCAGUACGUAAUGAAAUUUGACCAUUUGUUGAUGAUGCACUUGCUUCAAUAUCACUUGCUGAUAUACGAAGUGGUGAUGAUGUUGUUGUUGAUGUUAUUGAUGUUGUUUCUUCACUUGAUUCAAGAUCAACAUAAACAUCUGUUUCAUCAUAAUUUCUUAAAUCAAUUUUUCCUUUUGAUGAUUCAAUUAAUAAUGGUUUAUUUGAUCUAAAAUCAGCAAAUGGAUCUGAUUUACAUAUACAUUCACCACCAAGUUUACCAAGUAAAACAGGAUGUAGAUCACUGUAUUUAACAACAACUUUACCACGUGAUUUAGAAAAUUACCAAGAUCCAUGCAAGCAAAGAACCAUCUACAAUUUUCUGGAUCAGCAUAGUAACCAGCUCCAGGACAACGGAAACGACGAGCACUUGAUGGAGCAAUUUCUGGACUUCCAGGGCAUGGUGAUCCUUCUGAUAAAGAACCAGGCCAAACACAAACAUCAGUACGCUCAUCAAAUGCUAAACCAGCUGGACAAUCAAAUUCAAAUACACUGUAUUCAUCAACUGCUUGAUUGAAUUUAACACAACGAUAGAAUCUUUAUUGAAAAAAAAAAAAUAAAAACAACAGGUGGUUUAUGGUUUGAUGAAUGACUUUGUACAAACACUUAUCCAUAUGUAUACAUUCUCAUUCGCACGCUCACUUGGAUAGACCAGAAGCAUCAACUGAUCAACAGCCUCAGCAAAUCCAAGAGAAAAUAAACCCAACAAGGGUAGUAACACCCGUGCCUGCAUCUUCACUUUGUCACUGAAUAAUCCACUUCAAUCUUCACACAAAAAUCAAGAAACUAUUACUAAAAAAAUGUUCACUUAUAAAUUAAAACAACAAGGAAUUAAAAAAAAAAAAAAAAAACUAUUAAACUGUUUAAUUGAUCAGCCAGCAAUUUGCUGCUUUGAGUAAGAGUGCACGAUACGUACUGGACCCUCGUUGGAAAAGUUUGCUCACCAAGUUAAAAAGACCAGACGAAUGAUGCACCAAUACUGAUGAAAAAUAAAAAAAGUAUUAUUACGUGUAAAUGUACAAUUUGGAAGUACAAGUUAACACUUAAAAAGUCAAAUACUAUUAAUAUGUAAAAAUAUUUAUUUAUUGGGGAAUAUAUAUGGAAUAAUAUGUCAUAUGAUAAUCAAUAAAAAUCAUUGAAUAAAUAAAUAUUAUAAAAUGAUUAUGACAAAUCAAACAAAAGAUACAUGAUGGUUAACGUAUGGAAAAAUGAUUGGAGUGAUAAUUCAUUUGCCUGGAGGUAUGAAAUACAUAUUAUAAAUAUAAAACUACUGCAAUAUAGUGACGGUGUUAUAAUACAGAGGCGGCAGCAACAUCCACAAGAUGUAAUAUGUUUUUUCAUUGGGGAAAGAAUUUUAAACAUGUUCAAAACUUUGGAUAAUUUUGAUACAAUUUAUUCGGCUGAUUCAGUUGAAUGGUGUCCAAUUGAUGAUUUUAAAGAUUUAUUUGUAUGUGGUACUUAUCAACUUGCACCAGAGGAUGAACAAUCAAAUGAAAAAUCACAAAAACGUGAUGGAAAAAUAUAUCUUUUUAGAAUAGAAACAAUGGGUAAAUUAAAAUUACUACAAACAAUUGAUGUUCCAGCUGUUUUGGAUAUGAAAUGGUCACAUGUUCGAAUUCAAAAUAAUAUUUAUCUUGGUGUUGUAAAUUCAAUUGGAUAUAUUCAAAUAUACAAAUUACAAAUUGAUGAAACAACUGGUGAUGCAAUGAUUAAAUUACAUAUUGAAAAAAAAUUAUCUCAAAAAUCUGGUGAUGAAAUAUUGGCUUUGUCAUUGGACUGGAGUACUGGAAAAUGUCAAAAUGAUAAUAUAAAUGAUGCUAAAAUAACAGUCAGUGAUUCUGAGGGUAAAAUAACAAUAUUUAAUUUUGAUUCUCAUAAUGAUUUGUCAGUGUUAUCAUCUCUAGAAGAACAUGAAUUUCAAGCUUGGAUAACUGCAUUUAAUUACUGGAACACCAAUAUAAUUUACUCUGGUGGUGAUGAUUGUAAAUUCAAAUGGUACGAUUUACGAGUGGAUACAAAAUUAAUUGGAUCAAAUAGAAUUCACGAGGCUGGUGUCACAAGUCUCCAUUCAAAUUCAAAUGAAGAAUUUAUUUUAGCAUCUGGAAGUUAUGAUGAAAAAUUACGUAUUUGGGAUACGAGAAACUUUCGUCGACCAAUAUCUGAAAAUAAUUUAUCUGGUGGAGUAUGGAGAUUAAAAUGGGAUCCAUUUUAUCAUAAAUAUUUACUUGGAGCUUGUAUGUAUGGUGGUUUUAAAUUAAUUGAUUGUAAUUCAAUAGAUGAUCCAAAAAUUAUUGGUGAAUAUAAUGAACACAAAAGUAUUGCAUAUGGAUGUGAUUGGUCUUCACUUGAUAAUGAUACAAUUGGAAGUAAAUUAUCUGAAGAAAAUUGUCAAAAUAUUGUCAUUGCAACAUGUUCAUUUUAUGAUCAUAAACUUGAUUUAUCAACAUUUAUUUUAAACAAGUUGAUUUAUCUGGAAGUGUUUAGAUGGAGCCACAAUACCCGUUUUGUGGGCUUAUGAAUUUGCGAAGAACAGCAACACCCAGCUCUCCCAGUCUCUGGAUUUUGUGUGUGCUCGAUAAAAAUCAGUCAUUGUGUUCAGUUGUGUUGGUCGUUGUUGAGGGUGAUGUUUGGCGUUGUUCGUUGAUUAUAUUUAUAUUUAUUUUUUUCCACUACUGAUGUGAUUAUAUCUUCCAGUUUUUUUUAAUACUAAAAAAUCAGUAAGUGAUUAAAAAAAAAAAUAUACAAAAUACAUUAGUGCAAAUUGGAUUUGUGAUUAUUCUUCACAAUUAAUUGGUAA